This is a messenger RNA of Lolium rigidum, 2463 nucleotides long. Its product is annotated as putative G-type lectin S-receptor-like serine/threonine-protein kinase At1g61610. Gene Ontology annotation, molecular function: protein serine/threonine kinase activity; ATP binding. Lineage: Eukaryota; Viridiplantae; Streptophyta; Magnoliopsida; Poales; Poaceae. Gene Ontology annotation, biological process: recognition of pollen; protein phosphorylation. The record is from RefSeq and is a predicted model, not a curated record. Bases 1 to 2463 code for a protein of 820 amino acids. The transcript has 7 exons.
AUGGCAGCUGCCGGCAUCGCCUCGCUGCUCCUCCUCCUUGUCGUGCUGCCGUUAAGCACGUCGGACGACAGCCUUGUAGUUGGCAGGCCGCUCUCCACCGGUGCUACCAUCGUCUCGGAUGGCGGCACCUUCGAGCUCGGCUUCUUCUCCCCGUCCAACUCCGUGCCUGCCAGCCAGUACCUCGGCAUAUGGUACAGCGGCAUCACCGAGCUCACCGUGGUGUGGGUCGCCAAUCGUGAGUCCCCAGCCAUCACCGGCCGCCCGACCCUCGCGUUGACCAACGCCUCCAACCUUGUCCUCUCUGACGGAAACAACAGCCACAUCCUUUGGGCGACCGACACUGUCGCUCCAGACGUAGGCGCUGGUUCGGCGGUGGCCGUGCUAACGGACGCCGGGAACCUCGAGCUCCGCUCGCCGAACAACACCGUGCUAUGGCAGAGCUUCGACGACCCAACCGACACGUUCCUCCCCGGCAUGAGGGUCCGGACCGCCAGCGAGCAUGGGCGUGGCGGUGGCUUCGACUUCCUCGUGUCCUGGAAAGGCCCAGGCGAUCCAUCGCCGGGGCAAUUCGCCUAUGGCGUGGACCCGGUCACCUCCCUCCAGCUCUUCACCUGGAACGGGACGCGGCCGCUGUGGCGCAGCGGCGCGUGGACAGGGUACCGGGUCAACAGCGAGUACGUCGCCAGUAUCAACACCAUCAUCUACCUCGCAGUCGUGGACACCACCACCGAGUCCUACAUGGCCUUCACCCUCUCCCCCGGCGCCCCUCGCACGCGCUACGUGAUGGCCCACUCUGGCAUGUUCGAGCUCCAGAGCUGGACGUCGUCGCGGUGGGACACUCUAGGCCGCUGGCCGCCACACGAGUGCAGCCGCUACGGCCACUGCGGCGCAUUUGGGUACUGCGACAACACCGCCGCGGCACCGUCGUGCCAUUGCCUCGAUGGGUUCGAGCCGGCCAGCCCCGACGAGUGGCGCGGCGGCAGGUUUGAGCAGGGGUGCCGGCGGAAGGAGGAGCUACGGUGCGGGGUCGGGGAGGAGGACAUGUUCUUGGCGGUGCCGUUGAUGAAGGCUCCCGAUAGGUUCGCAGUGGUGGAGAACAAGGGCGCGGCACAGUGCGCGGCAGAGUGUGCCGGCAAUUGCUCGUGCGUGGCAUACGCGCACACAAACCUGAGCACCAGCUCUAGGGGAGAUGCCACAAGGUGCCUGGUUUGGACGGGCGACCUCAUCGACACCGAGAAGAUCGGCACUGUUGGCAGCGCCGAGACAUUGUACCUCCGGCUCCGAGUCGCCGCUUCUGCUACUGCAGUUUUUGCAAGUGUUAUGCUGCUCGCAUGCUUAUCCAUUGGGACAUGGAUUCGCAAGUCCAAAGGCAAGAAACAGAAACAUGAAAAUUUCAAGAUGUUAGUACUAGGAGAUUUGAGAACUCCCGAGGGACUUGGAGCAGGAAGCCCAACUGGCAGUUUUGAAUUUCAAUUUGUAAGCUUCAAAGAUAUUGUAGCCGCGACAAACAACUUCAAUGAUUCACUGAAGAUUGGGCACGGCGGUUUUGGCAAAGUGUAUAAGGCAAUAUUAGAUGGUCGUGAAGUUGCUAUCAAAAGGCUUGGGAAGGAUUCUGACCAAGGAAUGGUGGAGUUCAGAAACGAGGUUAAUCUGAUCGCCAAACUACAGCAUAGGAAUUUGGUUAGACUUCUUGGUUGCUGCUUGGAGGGAGAUGAAAAACUUUUGAUUUACGAGUACAUGCCUAAUAAAAGCUUGGAUGCUCUCCUUUUCAAGAGCGCAAGAAACACGUUGCUAGAUUGGCCAACCCGGUUUAGGAUAAUCAAAGGGGUUGCUAAAGGGCUUCUAUAUCUCCAUCAAGAUUCCAUACUAAAGAUAAUUCACAGAGAUCUUAAAGCAAGCAACAUUUUACUAGACGAGGAAAUGAACCCCAAAAUAGCAGAUUUUGGUAUGGCAAGGAUGUUUGGUGACAACCAACAAAAGGCAGACACCAAACGGGUCGUCGGAACAUAUGGCUACAUGGCUCCUGAAUAUGCAAUGAGAGGCAUCUUUUCUGCCAAAUCAGAUGUGUACAGCUUUGGUGUCUUGACCUUGGAGGUCGUAACUGGCGUGAAGAUAAGCUCUACUUACCAUUUAGACGAGGGUGAAAACCUCAUAGUUAAUGCGUGGAACCAAUGGAACAAAGGGAACAUCAAGGAUUUGGUAGAACAUGAUAUCGUGGAGAGCUAUAUAAUAGAUGAAGCUUUGCUCUGCAUCCAGUUGGGACUCUUGUGUGUGCAGGACAACCCCAACGAUCGGCCACCCAUGUCAUCAGUCGUGUUCAUCUUGGAGAAUGGUAGUGCCACACUGUCCAUCCCAAAUGAACCUAUAUAUUUUCCCCAUAUGGAUAACGAAGUAGAACAUGUAACAGGAAAUGCUAAAAGCUCAAAGAACAGCCUGACUUUUACGGUUCUAGGGGGAAGAUAG